CAAGUACCGGAAGAGCCGCAGCGCACAUACGGAUACAGGGCGGGGAAUGACGACUGAGCGUGUUCGCCGGUCGAGGCUUGAUGACGUACCACACCAGUGCAGCAACACGAGGGCGAAUAGCUUGUUUAGAGAGAGAAGAAAUCUGUUAUUAUGGGAAAACAAAAGAAAACGAAGAAAUAUGCCACGAUGAAGCGGAUGAUUAGCCUGAGGGAUCAGAGAAUAAAUGAAAAGGACAGAGCCAAACCCCGAAAGAAAAUAAAGGAAGACACUUCUGCAAUAAAAGAAAGAGAAGUUACCAAGUACCCCUCCUGCCUCUUCUUCCAGUAUAACACCCAGCUGGGGCCCCCUUACCACAUCCUGGUUGAUACUAACUUCAUCAACUUUUCCAUUAAAGCAAAACUCGAUAUUGUGCAAUCCAUGAUGGACUGUCUGUAUGCUAAAUGCAUUCCAUGUAUCACAGACUGCGUAAUGGCUGAGAUUGAGAAACUAGGAAAGAAAUACAGAGUUGCACUCAGGAUAGCCAAAGAUCCUCGGUUUGAGCGCUUGCCGUGCACGCACAAAGGGACGUAUGCUGACGACUGUUUAGUCCAAAGGGUCACACAGCACAAGUGUUACAUCAUAGCCACAGUCGACAGAGAUUUAAAAAGAAGAAUUCGCAAAAUCCCAGGCGUCCCUAUUAUGUACAUCUCUAACCACAGGUAUAAUAUUGAAAGAAUGCCAGAUGAUUACGGUGCUCCAAGAUUCUAACUGAUGUUGUAUCGCCUGGGAGAGAAAUAAAAACAGCAGGGACUGACAAACUGCUUGACUGCUGUUGCAGGUUGAUUUUUCACCACAACCAAAAGCUUAAUCACACUUUCCCCCAGAAUAAGGUGAAGAAUGGCAGAAUUAUCUUUGACAGAACAUUUUUUAUGUAUGGUAUUUACAGUACAAAGAAAGAAAAUCACUUAGGAUUCACUUUGUGUCCACAUUGCCAGAUAUUUGUGUCUUAAGUUUUGCUGGAAUCUUGCUGAAGUCUUGAACAUUUAACAAAAAGAGUGAAAGGUCAUUUAAGUUGCUACUUUGUGACUAAACUUUUUCUUUGAAAGUUUCUUUACAUUAUCUGCGGAACCAAUGAUCACCUGCUUUUGAAAAUGAGGACCCUUAACUACAGUAGUGUUUAGCAUUGCAUUAAUUGUAUUAAAACAUGUUUUGUAAUAACAAAGGGUUUCUGUUUGAAAUAAAGAAAAUAAGAAUUA
This is a messenger RNA of Acipenser ruthenus (sterlet), 1235 nucleotides long. RefSeq names its product rRNA-processing protein FCF1 homolog. The transcript is spliced from 8 exons. Gene Ontology annotation, cellular component: small-subunit processome; nucleolus. NCBI's taxonomy places the organism in Eukaryota, Metazoa, Chordata, Actinopteri, Acipenseriformes, Acipenseridae. The record is from RefSeq and is a predicted model, not a curated record. The coding region runs from base 151 to 747 and encodes 198 amino acids.